Molecule: messenger RNA, 2043 nt
Organism: Coffea arabica (coffee)
Lineage: Eukaryota; Viridiplantae; Streptophyta; Magnoliopsida; Gentianales; Rubiaceae
Source: RefSeq, a predicted model, not a curated record
UCAAUUAUUUCACUAGAUGUUAAAUGAAGAACUAUUCUACCAAUGUGUGAACCCUAAAAAUUCUUUAGUUGUUAUGCCAACCACACAGGUUGAAAAAGCCACAACCCCACAAAAGAUCAAAGAGGAGCCUAGUUCAUCCUGGUCUACAGUGAAACCCCAACCCAAACAAUCCCGGUACCUGCUAGAGAUUGAAGAAUGGACUGUUGAGCCCGAGUCUACAGCAGAGGUCCGGUUCAGUGCUGAAUCUGUCUCUAUUACUCAAUCUGAACACAUUAUGCCUACCCAUUCACCUAGAUUUGUUCAAAGGAAGGAUGUCAUCAAUCGAAUUCGAAUUCUGAAGCUGCUAGCACUAUUGGGUGGGAUAACUGUAGGUUAUGCCUUCAAUGUUUCAGGAGGUAUGUUCAGCAUACCAAUUUUCUUGAAAAAAUUUCCAAAAGUCAGAAGAAAGAUAAACAUGGCAAAGAGAACAAAUUUCUGCACUUAUGCAGAUUUUAAAUCUCUAAUGAUUUCAUCAAUCAUCCCCCUUGGUGCUUCGAUAUCAGUGCUGCCAGCACAUGUAUUAUCCAAUCGAUGGGGGCGGAAGCCAGUGCUCAGGAUAGGACUCAUACUGCUUUCAGUGGGAUCAGGUCUCUUUGCUUGGCUUCCACUUGCAUUUUUGGGGAUUGUGGGUUCGAUUAUGAGUGGUCUUGGUAGCGGCAUUACAAAUCAGGUCAUUCCCAUUAUAUGCUCUGAGUUAGCCCCAGAAGAGAACCUAAGUGUCUUAUAUGGAUACCAAAGUUUGGGUGGUUUUGUUGUCUUGGGGAUCUAUCUCAUUGCAUCCUACUCACCUAAAUGGGUCUGGAGAGUUCCAUUUGGCAUCCUCUGUUUCCUCGCUGUGGUCUUGCUAGUUAUCUCAUUUUUUAUUGAUGAAAGUCCACGAUGCCUAAUUCAGCAAGACAAAGUGCAAGCUGCUCGACAUGUUUUCACAAAGUAUAGGGAUCCGAGGAAGACCAUUGUUGAUGAGGAAUUUGCUGAGCUUGAAAAAGCCAUAGAGGAUGAGAAAAAGAUAAGUGCGGUCAAAGAUUUGCUAAGUCCUCAAAACAGAGCUACUUUGAUCAUCAAGGCAGUAGCAGAACUGGUGCCUCAAUUGUUAGGAGCAUCUUCUCUAAUGUUCUUCGGGCCAUUGGCUUCAACAUCAGUCUCUUCUAACUCACAUAUCCUAUUCAUCACAUCAGCCGGGGCUGGAUUGUGGGGUUUCCUCAUGACACUGUUUGUUUCUUUCUUUCUACUCAAGAGAUGUGGACGAAGAAGGGUGGCCAUUGGUUCUUCUUUCCUUACAUUAUUAUCACAGAUCUCCUUGUGGGUAGUCUUACACUUCUUUGCAAAUUCACACAGCGAUUUCACAAAGCCUGUUGCCUAUACUAUGAUAGGAGCAAUAGCUCUGAACUAUGCUGGCUUCAAUAUGCUAACCAACCCAUAUGGCUGGAUCAAGAGCUCAAUAGAGGGACCAGGUGGAGCACUAGCAGACGCUUGGUUGAAGAGUCUUGGCCCUUUCAUGAUGGUUAUCAUGAAUGUGGCAUUAAUCCAUAUGUUUUGUACAAUCGAGGCCUUUGUUUAUGUGUUCACAGGCUUCUUUGCAGCUUUCACUACUUCCUUUGUAUACAUUUUAGUGCCGGAGGCCUCUCAAAUUGGAACUUAUAACAUGACAAGGCUCAUCUGGAUGCUGCAGUGGUUUUGGAAAAAGUUUAUAAAGGAAGAAGACUUAAAAUUCGUAAAGGAAGAAGACUCAUGCUCAAAGCAGAGAGUAUAGUGUUGAUAGUUGUUAUUAAGGCAUGACAUUGAUUGUUGUAAUUAAUAAUAACUUGAAUCUUUGUUGGACCAAAGCUAUAUGUAGCUCCAACACAGCACUUUUAGAGGGUAAAUACAAGUUAACAAUCGGUAAAUAUUCUAGGAGGUUCUUUGCUCUGAAGUAAAAAGUCUUACUCUUUGGAUGUCUUCUACUGGAUUUGAUUAAAAAGGACAUUUUGCCUCCAGCUCUCAGCUCAACUUCUGAUAAAAAUUAAA